Messenger RNA from Plasmodium cynomolgi strain B, 1545 nucleotides. Its product is annotated as MtN3/saliva family. The record is from RefSeq and is a predicted model, not a curated record. Gene Ontology annotation, biological process: carbohydrate transport. Gene Ontology annotation, cellular component: membrane. Gene Ontology annotation, molecular function: sugar transmembrane transporter activity. NCBI's taxonomy places the organism in Eukaryota, Apicomplexa, Aconoidasida, Haemosporida, Plasmodiidae. The annotation marks the transcript as partial. The transcript has a single exon.
AUGGGUAUUUCGAAAAGGCUCGCACUUUUUGUAGCCUUUGUGCUUUUUUUCUGGUGUUAUGAUCGAGUGCAGUGCGAUGAGGGAGCUAUGAGAGGAGCUCCCAGCGGGGCCACCCCCCCCAACGAGGAGAAGGCGGGCAUAGCGGCCAACUCGGGGAUCGCAGCUACCACCCCGGGGAACGGAGCUACCACCCCCGGGGGAGAAGGCAAAGAUAAAGGCCAAGAAGGCAGUGCAAAUUUAAAGGGCGGCGCUUCCAAGGAGCAAGCCGCGAAGGGGGAGACAGCCACCUCUCCGGCAAGUGGCGCAGAAGGAGCACAGGCACAGACGACCUUUUUGCAGAGCAACGAGAGGCAGCAGGCGAGCAAGGAUGGCGGAGCGAACAAGGAUAAUGCGAACAGUGCGAACAGUGUGAGCAGCGCGACCAACAAGGACAAUGCGAACAGUGUGAACAGCGCGACCGAGGAGGAACACUCCGUGGUUAAGGAAAUGACCCCCAAGGAGGAGCCGCCAAACGAGGGGAGCGCCAAAGGAAAGGACGGCGCGGCGGAGAAGGCUGGAGCGCUUCGCAGCGGGGGAAGCAGUGGUGGAAGCAGCGGUGAGGCGAAAGGCAUAUCAAACGGUGUGACAAACGAUGCGUCAAACGGUGCGUCAAACGGUGCGUCAAACGACGCGUCAAACGGCGCGCCAAAGGAAGAUGCCGCAAGCAAAAGCACCAAGGAGGAGUUCUACGACGAACUGAAGAAACAAAACGAAGAAGAAAAAAAUGCAGACAUGAAUUUUUUGAAAAUAUUAUCCAUCGCAUCAUCCCUUUUUAUGCAGUUAGUGUUAUUCCCUUCUAUUAUUAAAAUGAUAAAGAAGAAAACGACAGGAGAGGUAGAUGGCUUACCCUACGUGGUACUUUUAUUUUCAUCAUUCCUGUGGUUGGUUUAUGGGAUGCUGUUGAAUAACUCUGCUAUUGUUUGUCCCAACUUAGUAGGUCUGGUAUUGGGAGCAUUUUACUCUCUGAUGUAUCACAAAUAUUGCAAGAACAUGUGGCUAAAACAGAAGCUAUUUUCCUAUUACAAGAUCUGUGGCUUUAUAUGCCUUUUGCUUUACGCCUUUCUAUACGUGUUGACUUAUGAGCAGUAUGAGUUAUUCGUUGGAUUUAUGGCAUUCAUUUCGAGUAUAGUUAACUUUGGUGCCCCUUUGUCUUACGUACAGAUAGUGAUUAAAAAGAAGAACUCCUCCCUUAUCCCGUUGGAAAUAGCUACAGGUAGUUUGGUGUGCUCAUUUUUGUGGGUGACCUAUGGGUUUACCAUCAAGGAUGGCUUUGUCAUUGUACCCAACCUCUGUGGAUUUAUCUUAAGUCUGUUACAGAUUGCUUUAAUUUUAUUAUAUUCCAACAAGGAGGCUAUUGUUAAUUAUGAAGAUGGAGAACAGGUUGAUUUUGUGACGGACAGUGGGGGGAUGCAUGUUAGUAGGAAGAAUCGCUACACACCUACAGAGAAUCAUAUUUUUUUGAAUGAUUUUAAUUUGGAUCCAGAAAAUAAGAUGGGGAGUUCCGAA